AUGCCGCCCUCAAAACCAGUUGACAUCCCCUCCUUCGCCUCCACCCAACUCACCCUCCUCUCCUCGGAGCUCGCCGCCGAAAUCGCCGAGACCUCCGAGCUCGUCGGCGCGCACACGCCCACCGCACUGCAGCGCGCCGGUCUGGCGCUGACCAAUCUCGUCGUCAACGCCCAGCGGACCGGCUACGGCGGCAAGACGGUGUUGGAACUCGGUCCUGAUUCUGCUACCGUUAUUGCUUCCAGUGGAAACCCCCCAAAAGGAGGAUAUGAUGGACCGGAAUUACCAGAACAUGGAAUCAGGACGGGCGAUAUCGUGCUGGUGUCUGAACAGCCGGCGGGGAGCGCGAAGAGGAGAGAGGUCAGGGAGUUGGAGAAGAAGGGCGCGAAGGGCGUGGUGACGAGGGUGGGCAGGGGGGUGGUGGGCGUGGCGCUGGAUGAGGAUAAGGGGGAGGAAAAUGUGGUUGGGGCCGGCGGGGUGGGAGGUAGUGGAAGGGUUUGGAUGGUUAAGUUGGCUGAUGAUGUUACUUAUCGGAGGAUGAACGGAACUAUGGAGAAGCUUCAAAAGAUGAGCGAGUCGGAACACUCCAUGUUCAUCAGAGUCCUUUUUGGACAGUCAUCACCCUCACCUGUCCCGGCGGACCUCAUUAAUGACCCAGAGGUUGGCAAUAUUGAGUGGGUUGAUCCUACACUGAACGACUCUCAAAAGGAUGCUAUUCGGUUUGCCUUGGCCUCGAGGGAGAUAGCUCUCAUCCAUGGUCCUCCCGGCACCGGCAAAACUCACACCCUAAUCGAACUAAUCCUCCAACUUCUCCGACGUGACCUCCGAAUCCUGGUCUGCGGCCCUUCCAACAUCUCCGUCGACAACAUCGUCGAGCGACUCUCGCCACACAAGCUACCCAUCCUCCGCCUCGGCCACCCAGCCCGCCUUCUCCCCUCCGUCCUCUCACACUCGCUCGACGUCCUCACCACGACCUCGGACGCUGGCGCCAUCGUCAAGGAUGUGCGCGCCGAGAUGGAUGCCAAGCAAGCCUCGAUCCGAAAGACGCGCAACGGGCGUGAGCGCCGAGUCGUUUACACGGAGCUGAAGGAGUUGCGCAAGGAAUACCGCGAGCGGGAGCGGCGCUGCGUCAGCGACCUGGUAGGCCGGAGCAAAGUCGUGCUAGCGACGCUGCACGGCGCGGGGGGCUACCAUCUGAAGAACGAGGAGUUUGACGUGGUGAUCAUCGACGAGGCCAGCCAAGCGCUGGAGGCGCAGUGUUGGGUACCCCUGCUGUGGGCGAAGAAGGCGGUGUUGGCGGGUGACCACCUGCAGCUGCCGCCGACGAUCAAAUCGUUGAACUCCAAGGCCUCCAAAGGAGACCAGCCCAAGGAAAGGGGACCGACGCUGGAAACGACGCUGUUUGACAGACUGCUGGCCUUGCAUGGCCCUGCCAUCAAGAGGAUGCUUACCACGCAGUACCGCAUGCACGAGAAGAUCAUGCGUUUUCCCUCGGACGAGCUCUACGAGUCUAAGCUCGUGGCCGCUGAGCAUGUCAGGGAGCGCUUGCUCAAGGACUUGCUGUACGAAGUCGAAGACAACGACGAUACCACCGAGCCGCUGGUUUUCAUUGAUACGCAGGGCGGUGACUUCCCGGAGAAGAACGAGGAAGAGCUGGACAACAACGGAUCUGCGACAGACAAGAAAAAGGCCAUCAAGAGAAGUCUUCACGGCGAGAGUAAGAGCAAUGAGAUGGAGGCGGCACUGGUAAAACAGCAUGUGCGUAGCCUGGUCGAGGCGGGGGUUAGACCAGAGGACAUUGCGGUCGUGACGCCGUAUAAUGCUCAGUUGAGCAUCCUAGCGCCCCUAAAGGACGAGUUCCCCGGCAUCGAACUCGGCAGUGUAGAUGGAUUCCAAGGCAGAGAGAAGGAGGCAGUCAUCUUCAGCCUGGUGCGCAGCAACGACGAAGGCGCAGUCGGUUUCUUGGGCGAGAAACGACGGCUGAACGUUGCCAUGACGCGGCCGAAGCGGUCGUUGACGGUUAUUGGUGAUUCGGAGACGGUCAAGAAGGGUAGCGCAUUUCUCAAGAGGUGGAUGGAGUUCCUGGAGGAGAAUGCCGACUUGAGGUAUCCAGACGUUUCAAGCUUGGCGUUGGAGUCAUGA
This is a messenger RNA of Sordaria macrospora k-hell, 2139 nucleotides long. RefSeq lists its product as uncharacterized. Lineage: Eukaryota; Fungi; Ascomycota; Sordariomycetes; Sordariales; Sordariaceae. Gene Ontology annotation, molecular function: RNA binding; 5'-3' DNA helicase activity; ATP hydrolysis activity. The record is from RefSeq and is a predicted model, not a curated record.